AUUCGUUCCCUUGUUGUCUGUUGGUGGAGGAGGGCUGGGCGACCGACUACUGAGCUAAAUAAAUGGCCAAUCCUUGUAUCCGUCAAUGAGAGAUGUUCCAGCGGAUAGCUCGAUUGGAUAGACCAGCUGUCAAUCAAGUAGACGUUUCGACACAGCGCGCUUUAGGCUUAUUGAGUCUGCGCUAACAGAAAGGAGGAGGUUCCCGAAUAGACUCCUUUAUUUAUUUCUUUGUUUCCAGUGGGGAAAAUAAUAACAGCAGACACAUACCACAGCCACUUCAUUCAUUAUCUUUGUCCGUUUACACAAGAAAACUGGAUAAGAUUACAGUGGUUACUCGAAGGCCAAAGCCAAGAGGAGGAGGAUGAAGCGGCGCAAUGCGGACUGCAGCAAACUCCGACGGCCGUUAAAACGGAACCGAAUCACUGAGGGUAUCUACGGCAGGUAAGCUACAUCAAGUCUGGAGACGGGAUCGUUCUCUUGAUAAUCACGGGGGUCGCUAAAUGGGGAUCCUCGUGGCCUGUAUGCCCAGCAACGCGAAACUUUCUCUUGUUAACAUUGAUGUCAAUGAACUGACACUCUAAGUUAGCUCAUUAACGUAGCACAUAGCUAAUGAAAGCUAGGUGUAAGCUAGCAGUAUGUUUUCGUUGUAGCUACAUUAGCUGGAGACUCUGGAUGUGGAGCUAGCUGUAGCGUUAGGCCCCAAUACAGCCUGUUUUGAACCAUAUCACAGCGUCCUUCUCAGUACAACGAUACCGCUUGUAAUACCCUGGUGUUAUUUCUUCAGAUAAACACAAUAAUUAUCUAUCUAUUCCAACGCCAUUGUCAUUUGCUAGUUACGACCAUAUUAGCGGCUUCACUUUAAGCUAGCUAAGGUAACUUGUACUCUCUAACACUGAGUCACAGCAGCGCUAUCUACUUGACACCCGUUUCCCUACAUACGCUGCACCUAUCCGGCAUAGGUUAAGAUCAACAUCUAUGAACUAACUUGACAGUAGUCAUUCAGGCUGUAUUUCGGAAAGUGCGGCUCUGUAAAGUUAGGAUAGAUUGUAGUUAUGAGGUAGAGAAAGAUGUUAGCUGAGUUGUCUUUAACAGGUUUAUCUCCUGUCAUAACCAGGCUCAAUGGCUAUGACAAACGGACGGGAGAACGAAUUAACAAACAAAAUUUAUUUACAAUUUGAAAUAAAGGAAACGAAGAAAAACUACAGGUAUGAGGUGUGUUAGUCUGUAUUAUCAGUAGUGUGGAUGUGGUUGUGUAAGAAUGGUGUGGUGCGAGGUGUUGAGAAGUGCACUACCAAAAGUAACUUAAGAAAAUGUGAAUGAUGAUCUGCAGGCAGCCAAGCAGAGCAGGAUGCCGAGUGGCAGGGCAGAGAAGGCCAGACAGGUACCGCAAGAGAGCAAGGACAGGCCUCAGGAAGUUAAAAUGUCGAAGUUGGAGCAGCAGGCACAGGUGCUCCACAUCUGAGCAGAUUUCAAUGAGCCACUCCAGGCACCUCAAAAGAGAGCAGACAGAUAUGUCACAUCUCCAGUUUACACAUCCACACAAGGACCGUCACAUUCCCCCCAUAAAGUCGGGGCUCCAUAGGAGUCACUGGCUCCAAACCACCAGGACAAAACCCACAAAUCUAUAGUUACAAACAAACAAGUGAUCAAAAACCCACUACCAAAACCCACAAGACCAGUGAUGGACAAGAGAAGUAUAUACAUAACCAAUAUUUUAGGUCAGCCCAGCAGUGUGCAGGAGAGAAUGUCCCACCCACUCUCAGUAACCCCGGUACCCGAGAAGCAGAUUAAGAGAGACAAGCAGACAGCAACAAUAGUUUACACAUCCACACAGGGGCUGUCACACUCCACUGCCAGGUCUUCCCCCUGUUUAAACUCUGACACGUUUGCGAAAACCAAAUAGUAAAAGGGUGAAACAUGUGGUAUUUGGGCAUAGAAAUAGACGACCCCCCCUACAUUUUCAAGUAAGUGCCCACAACACAAAACACCUGAGCUUUAAAGGGUCCCAGUGCUAAAACAACAACAAAAAAUGUCGACCGUAAACAGAACUGAACCUCAGAGACUAUGACACCCUCAGUCAGUAGUCUUUAUCUGGACUCUGCUUACGGUCUACAUGCAUACUAUUUUACUAUUUUGUGUUGUAUAAAGUGUAUAAACUUGUAUAUUAUCUCUUUAUUUCUACUUAUUUUAUCUAUUAAUAAUCUCUUUCUACUUUAUUUGCACUGGAGUUACUGUGACAAAAAGCAAUUUCCCCCUGGGGAUUAUUCAAGUGUUUCUGAUUCUGAUCUGAUCCAUCGUAAAGCGAUGUCUUGACUCAUUGCGUUAGGAUCUUGUGAGCACUACAUUCUAACUCUUAAGUGCAGUCCUUUCCAGAAAUAUUAAUGCCUAUUUUCACACAUUUGGAGUUUCAAACACAAAAGCUGAGAAGAAAAUUGUUAAGGGCAAAUUCUAAACAUCCUGUGACUGUUUUUUUUUCCUUUAGUACCUUCCUGUACCUGAAGUUCUUGGUGGUGUGGGCCCUGGUUCUACUUGCAGAUUUUGUACUGGAGUUCAGAUUUGAGUACCUCUGGCCUUUCUGGCUUUUCAUCCGGAGUGUGUACGACUCCUUUAGAUACCAGGGGCUGGUGAGUGGCAAUAUCCUUAUACUUGUUAUGCUGUCAUAAAGGCGGUGAUACAGCUGCUGAUGCUAGGUGAAGCAGUGUUUUCGGCUUUUCUUGGUUCAACAUGUGUCCUUUAGAUCAGUGGUUCUCAAGUCCAGUCCUGGAGGCCCACUGUCUUGCAUGUUUUAGAUGUUUCCCUGCUCCAACACACCUGAUUCAAAUGAUUAGCUCGUUAUUAAGCCAUUGCAGAGCUUGAUAACGAGCUGAUCAUUUGAAUCAGGUGUGUUGGAGCAGGGAAACAUCCAAAACAUGCAGGGCAGUGGGCCUCCAGGACUGGACUUGAGAACCACUGCUUUAGAUGAAACAUUAGAUAGAGAACUAGAUACAAAUAUGAACAGGGUUAAAGGGGUUACCCUCCAACUGAUAUGUAGAGAUUUAAGGGUAUUCUUCAUUGCAGUUGUGCUGUCACAAAGAUUAAGUGACCCCACCGUUGUUGCCUUUCUACAGCAACUUGAUUUCUUUGAUUUUAUUAGCUGUUAACACUACCUGAGCAAACCAAAAUAAAUCUUUUACUGGACUUAUCAUGUAUUUCUUGCAAAUAUUUAGCCAUCAUAGUUUCUUUUUGUAAGAGUUGAUCAAUUCUGAGUAGUGGUUUUUAAUUAAAUGCUUUGUUAUGGUUUGUGUUUGUUAGAGUGCCUCAGUCCCCAAGAGAUGCAGGAAGAGUUUAUGUUUAAUUUUGAUUUUAUUCUUAAAACUAUUCAUGGUACAAUUUUCAUUGAUGAUUUAGGUAAAUUACACGGUAUCAGAUCAACCUAUUAAGAAAAAAAAUAGCUGCAGGGGCAUACCUGUGUAAACAGGGGUUCAACGUCAUAAGGAUUGGUUUUUAUCCUGGAAUCCCUCUUUCAGGCUUUGUUAAACACAAGAAUCACAAAAACAGUUUGCAGUAUAGAACACUUGCAGUGACUAACAGAUUAAACCAGGCAAUUAGUAUAUUUGUUUUGCAAUAUAAAUUGCUGAUUAAUGUGACCACACAUCCUCUUCUCAACAGGCCUUCUCAGUAUUCUUUGUGUGUGUUGCGUUUACCUCGGACAUCAUUUGCCUCCUCUUCAUCCCAGUGCAAUGGCUGUUCUUCGCUGCCAGUACCUAUGUGUGGGUGCAGUAUGUCUGGCACACAGGUAAUUUAUCUACUAUUUAGGUGUCUCAGUAACUGUUGAUAUUGAUACUUUGUUGAAGAAAUGGAUGAAAUUAACUUGUGUUUUGCAAAAAGGCUCACAUUAAUCAGGAAUGAAAAAUGUCCAAUUUGUUUCUGAAUGGUUCUGUUAAAAAGGGAAUUUGGCAUUUUUCAACCUGGGCCCUAUUUUCCCAUGUGUUUGGGUGUCUGAGUAAUGGGGGAUUUUCAAAAUUUCUAUAAUUGGUCCAGUAUUGAGGGAGCAGCUGUUAGCUGCAAACAAGCUGAAAACAUGGUUUAAUGCAAAUAAAUCAUUGUUGAAUCUUGAAAAAAAAAAAAAAAAAUAAUGAUAUUAAGUAACAGAAGUAGAGGCCCGUAUGCCUCAGUUAUUAUAGAUGGUAUUGAAAAUAAUAGAUGUUUCCCUGCUCCAACACACCUGAUUCAAAUGAUUAGCUCGUUAUUAAGCCAUUGCAGAGCUUGAUAACGAGCUGAUCAUUUGAAUCAGGUGUGUUGGAGCAGGGAAACAUCCAAAACAUGCAGGGCAGUGGGCCUCCAGGACUAUAAAUCAUUGUUGAAUCUUGAAAAAAAAAAAAACAAAUUUCAUGAUAUUAAGUAACAGAAGUAGAGGCCCGUAUGCCUCAGUUAUUAUAGAUGGUAUUGAAAAUAAUAGAGUAAGGGAAACAACAUUUUUGGGUGUCAUCUUGGAUGAGGAUUUGAGUUGGAAACCACAAAUUAAUGAUAUAAAUGUAAAAAUACCAAGAACAAUUGCUAUGUUAAAUAAGGCAAAGGAUUCAUUAGAUAACAAAGCAUUGCACAUUUUACACAGAUAAUAUAAUAUAUAUUAUAAAAUGAAACAUGACUUUUAGUGUUGGCUGAAAAUAAUUUUAUUAUUAUUACUAUUUUGCUGCUUAUUUUGUUUUUUUUUUAAUUUAAGUUCUUUGUGAUUUGACGCCUCGGGCAAAAAGGGGAGAUUUUAAGAUUUUUCUUCUGUCAGCUCCCUUUCAUGCAGAUUAUGGAACUUAAGUGUGUACUGUAUAUUAAAAUAUCUUGAUUUUAAUGAAUGAAAUGAACAUUUAAAUAAAAUAGAUUAAUCAGCAUAAUUUGAUCACGCAACUAUGCAUCGUUAUACUGCAUCCUACAAGUGCUUUAUUUUACCAAUGAUAGGCUCAGAGUGUUAUUAUAAAUUCUCUGAAGUGGUCACACAGUAUUGUGUGUCCGAGGUAUCUCCUCCAGACACAACACCACUGAUGUUCACCAUCAACAGGUCCCACUCAUCACAACACAGACAUUCUUCCUCUGUGGGCAGUGGAUCACAGCACUCAUAGUAACACCACCACUUUCCCAAGCUUCGUGGCCUUGAAUCAGCUGUUUCGCCCUCCUCUCUCUCCUCGUUUGCUGAUCAGCUUGUUGGAACUCUUCAUCAGUAUGCUCCGGUAUCGGCUCAGUAAUUACAGUCGGCCAUCCUAUUCAAAGACCUCAUCCAAGCUGUCAAAAUCAGGCAAAUAUUCAUCCAUGUUUCUAAAAAAGAAACUAUGCUAUGUUACUGUUCUUAAACAAACUCUGGUCCAGUCUUGGUGCCUGUCUGACUCUCCCAUUGUCACUCACGUGUCCUCUGUUGUCUUCCUGCAACAAGUAAGAUCUCUUAAGACAUUAGAACGACACAUCUCCAUCGAUAAGAUUUGGUUGUACACAAACAGGCACAAGUGGAAGGUAAGGGAAACCCCUGCUGUUCCAUUCUCGGGACUUGUAAUAACAAUCUGGGCCUGUCGGUGGUAAAAUGAAGCACUCGUAGUGGACACAGUGACGAUGUGCCAUAGUCCAGUCAAAGUACUUUUGAGCUUGUUUCACAGCUGCUGGCUGCUCUGCCCUCCCUCAAUACUGGACCCAUUUCAGACCUAGUCAAAUGUUCCCCCCCAACAGUCAAACACACACAAACACAUAGGAAAAUAGGGCUCAGGUUGAAAAAGCCAUACCCAUGAGAAGAAAGGAAAAAAAGCCUUUGUUAUAUUUGAGUAUGAGACAUCAAGAGAAGUAAUUACAUGGGUUUAAGUAAGUCUUGGACCACAGUUACUCUUAAAACUACCACUGUUAUGUAGUAUUCUUUCUGUUGGCGCUACAGGGAAAGGCAGGUGUGAAAAGGUUUAUGCUGUACCCAUGCACAUUGUGUAAUCUUAUUUACAAAUAGUUAGCUUGCUUCCUAGAAUUUGGCAUGGUGCUUGUAAUUGAGCUGUGUUCAGAAGAUUAGUUGUCAGUCAGAUUUAUUGGUAUCCCCCUGUGUUGACCAUGGGCCAGGUGUCGGAUUGAAAUCUAACUCUUGAGUUGGGGGAGGGAGUAACACUUAGUAGCCUGUUGCUCUCCAAGCCCUCCAACUUUACUAAGAAAAUCAACAUGGGAUGUUAGAUGCAUAUGAAUGUUGUAUUCCACUGCACAGCAUGGUGCUGAGAGUGACUUAGUUUUACUGCAGUCUUAGACAACAUCUAAUAUCUCUAUCCUGACCACUGUCAUGUGUUAGGUCUUUCUCUUUCCGCAAUUUGUUAGAGGUUUGUGUACAGUAUGUUAAGUGCCUUAAGCCAUUUUACUGUCAUGAAUACAUUUUAUGUGGUGUAUACUAUUCCUCAGGCCACAGGGAUCUUGCUGACAGUCAUAAAAGAAAUAUGCCUUUUUACUGCACAGAAUAAAGAUUGAACUUGUAUUCCACGCUGCUAUGAAGGGGGCAGUUUAGGUUUCACACACUGAUGUUGAUGCCCCACUUGUAACAUCUUUGCCUUUUUUUUUUCUUCCAGAAAGAGGAGUCUGUCUGCCCACUGUGUCUCUAUGGAUACUCUUUGUGUACAUAGAGGCUGCAAUCAGAUUCAAAGACCUGAAGAACUUCCAUGUGGACCUAUGUCGUCCUUUUGCAGCACACUGGUGAGCCACAGAUAUUUUGUUUGAAUAGAAAAACAUGUCAAGAGGGACUGUACAUUGUCACUGGUCUCCCAGCUUGAUUCUGUUAUCAAUUAUCAAUCAUCCUGAUUCAUCAUGAAUUGAUGCACAGGUGUACACAGGUUCGGGUAGCAGCCACGUCAAGAUGACUUUCCUCAAAAUAUUCCAGAUUAGAAUCAUGACAAGAUAAACUCAUCACCUACAUUACUUUCUUUUCUAAAACGACACUUAAAUGUUGAAUCUCAUGGUUUAUUGAUUGUUGUUGAUGACAAAGUAGGCUUCAUAAUUUUAAAUCACCUUAAUGUAUAUACAAUAUUUAUAGGAAUAUACAACUUUCCUCACAGUUAGUAGGUUUCCACAGCUUAAACCCCUUCUAUCAAUAUUAUUUUUUGAACCUGCUAAAAAAAACUAUUGACCAUUAUUCAUGCGCCCCUCCCACACACAGUUGAGCCUCCUCUUUGUUGUACAGAGCAGUUUAUGACGCUUUUUCGUUUUGCCCUUACUGUGCCCAUCGCGCACACAGGAAAGUUCCCUCAACAAUCGGAGCAUUUACAGGAGGGAUGUUGAGUGAAUGCAAGAAAUUAUUAUUUGGUUGUUUUACGACACUCAGCUCCUCCCCCGCUGGCCAUAAGGAGAGUUUUUCUAAAUGGAGUGUUUUGGCCCUAAUACCCCUCUAUACUAUGUUGUGAGGAAAGAUUCCUGUAACACCCCAAUUAAUAAUGAAAUGUUCAUUUUGAUCCAUAAAAAAGAGAUGCACCUGAGUUUGUUGUUAUGUUUAUCUCUGUAGCAUUGGUUAUCCGGUGGUCACACUUGGCUUCGGCUUCAAGAGCUAUGUAAGCUAUAAGAUGCGCCUUCGGAAACAGAAGGAGGUGCAAAAGGAGAACGAGUUUUACAUGCAACUUUUGCAACAGGCUCUGCCCCCAGAGCAACAAAUGCUUCAGAGACAAGAGAGGGAAGCAGAAGAAGGUAAAAGUCAAACACACUCAAACAUAAACUCACGAGCUGCAAGUAUUGUUUCUGGUUUUUGAAAUCUGACUCUUACACUAACUUUUUUGUGCAAGAACAAAAAGUUCAUACGAUGGCAUUGGUCAGAAAAGCAUGACAUUUUGUAUUGAGUAUCACUAAAUACAGUGGAAAGUAUUCAAUCUAUCAUGGAUUUUGUUAAAUUUGUGGAUGAUAAAUUACAUAUCAGAGGCAGCAAGCACCAGAAUCUUAUUUUUAACUUUCUACGCUGGUUCCUGUGUGAAAGUAAAUAUGUAGGAGACCUUGAGAGCUUGCAGCGUUUGAUGUGAAAACUUGUGAAAUGGGAUCUGAGAAAAAGAAUUAUAACUUGAAUGAAAAAUGUUUGUCCUUUUUAUAUAAUUUUCACACAUUUGAUGGAUUUGAUGUCACAAAAAUUUUUUAUAUCGGAGAGCUUAAAGAACCUUUUCAAACUCGUAAGUGAAAAUUUUUACUUCAAAAAUUUUUUUGCACACUAGUAUUUUCAACUUAGUACAUUCAUAUCAAGUGGGAAUGAAAUCAUUCAUGCCAGUGAAUUACAAGUAAAGUCAAUGCAAAGACGCCAUUUGUCAUGCGUUCUACUCAGGCGCAAAUGAUGCGGUGCCAAUAGCACAAAUUUAUCAGACGAAUGCCGUAAAUUGGGUGGAUCAUAGGCGUGAAUGAUAUGAAGUCUGACGCGCUCGUCCCUACAAGCACUUGUUUGGGAGAGUUAGAAAUCUCAGAACUCAAGUGAAUGUUGGCACUGGGAUUACCAAUCACGAUCAAGAUACCCUGGUGACGCAUGUCAAAGACUGACCUGCAGGAGAUUCAUUCAUGUGGAAAACUGAGGAUUGACCUAAGUGACAGUAUGUGGCCACCUAGGCUGGAGGAUACAACUUGUCUGUGACACUGAGACACAGAGUUAAAAAGAGCUCAGCUGGAUGAAAGUGAGUGACGAGCUCUGAUUAUCAGAUUAUCAACUUAAAAGUGCUCACAUCGAAUCCUGCAAGCUCUCAAGUUUUGCUACAUAUUUAUCUUCAUACUUCUUGCUUAUAAGUACACAGUACAUAAGUUAUACUUCAGAAAUGAAGAAUAGCCGUGUGGUAAAGGAGGAUAUAAAAUCUCUGCCUUAUUACAUCAGUCAUAAAGAGUGACUACAUACACUUUAACCUCUCUUUUCCUUAUACAGCAGCUGCAGCAGCAGCAAAAGGAAUAUCCGAAGUGGACACAACUCCAGUAUCACAGAAUGGUGCUCCAGCAAAUAAAAAGGCAUCUGCACCAAUGCCGGAGUUAGAAUAUAGAGAAAAAGGGAAAGAAGGAAGGAGUGGCGGGGAUGCUAAAAAGCAGCACAACAGCAUCCUACCAUCGUCAGUGGACUCUAAACUCCAGGAGAUGGAGUACAUGGAGAACCAUAUGAACAACAAGAGACUGACAGAGCUGGGCAGCACAGAGAACCUGUUGCUUAAAGAGGACAACAAUUCCUCCUGCUCAUCCUCAUCAUCCUCCUCCUCCAAAAACUACAAAAAUGCUAGCAGCAAUGCAGCAACAGUCAACUCCUCCCCCCGCGGCCAUAAUGCUACCAAUGGCAGUGUGCCCUCCUCUGCCUCAUCAGCUUCCUCUUCUAUGGGGAAGAAUGAGAAGAAACACAAGUUAGCAGUGGGGAAAGGGAAUUCGGGUGGCCCUCACAGGGAUCCCACGGACAACUGUAUCCCUAAUAACCAGCUGAGCAAGCCAGAAGCACUUAUUAGGUAAGAAAGAAAUACACAGACACAUACUAAAGAAGACAAAUGUUAUCGCCAAAUUAUUUUACAGUCUACCAUACAAUCAAUGACAUCACUCCCCUAAAAAAUUUACUAAUAUAUGUAUUAUUAUAGAGAUAAAUCCAUUUUUAAGUUUAGCAAAUGAAGCUUUACAUUGUAAAGACCUACCAUGAGAAUACAAAAAGCAAAUACUUUGAAACACUGGCAGGGAUAAACACUUAGAGCCACAGUCAUGGGCGAGUAGCUAACUACCAGGAUCCAUCCAUCAGUUGUGACUGUUUGGGCAGAGUAGUGUGAUAGAGGUAGAGACCAAAAAAGUGAUGUGGAUAGACAUGAAAACAAAUCAACAAACAAUAAAAAUUGAUUACUGAGUAUAACCUUAAGAUUGCAAAUGAUAAUGGUAGAAAUCGUUAUUAUAAUAGUUGUCUGCAGGUGCUGGGGUCUGAUGUUAUGAUCCUCAUGAACUGUUGAGACUUUAGUAAAGGCAUAUACCGAGUAUGGAAUCAGACUCCAACAUCUCUUCCAGAGUAAAGACAAAUGUUGUUACUCUGUUUUCUGUAAAUUGGUUUGUCACAGUAUUUGCUAAGUACCUCUCUGUUAUUUCCAUUGUGACAACCGCACAGGACAACACCUAAACCUUAAAACAAAACACAUUGUCACUAGUACAAGCAGAAACCGCAAUUGCAUUCAAUACCUCAACAAAAAAAUGGAAAUAACAUGAGGCUAAGUAGAAGGCUUAUUGGUACAGGGUUUUAACUUUUAUACUCCUUUUACUUUACAAAUGAUCAGCUGGAAUCUCAAAUGUUGAUUUUAAAUGUAGGAGGCAGAUGGCAGGGUGCAAAGGGGUGGAUUAUGUUCUUGACAAAAGGAACUGAAUGAGCACACAAAUAAUAUAGUAUCAAAAACAUUACAUUGACUUGACAGUUACACAAAUUCUCAUUCUGCACCAGAUAAUGGUUGCUAUUGGAUAUCAGCAGGCAUCCAUCAAUACACCUGCUUUCAAGCCGCAACUCUGAACAUCACAUGGUCCCAACCAGAUGAUGAGUUUAAGAGCAAGUAACCAUGAGGAUUUGACCACAUCAUAGGCAUAGGAAACUUGGAUUUUAGGCUUAACAGAGUUAGCAUACUCUCUAAAUUUACCAAUAGUAACCCCCCCUUCUGAUCAUACUGUAACACCAAGGGUUGCAACCUUUUUAUUCUGCAUUUAAUUGCAUAAUGUUGACUUAAAAUCAGUUGAAGUUGUUGUAAAACGGUAAGUUUUUUCAAUCAGGAUUGACAGUGGAGAGUAAUUUUAAAGAUAUUAUUAAUUUGUUAAUAGUUUAAUUACUUUACACCAACAUCAAGCCUCUCUUUCUAAGAACAGAAUUGGAAGAUCUGAUGUAGACACAUAUUUUUAAAAACAAACUAGCAAAAUGUUGGAGUAGCAUUCUCACCAACUCUCUUCUUCAUUCAUUUCCUCGUCCGGUAUAGAUUGGAGCAAGAUGUUAAGAAGUUAAAGGCAGACCUUCAGGCCAGCCGGCAGGUUGAGCAGGACCUGCGCAGCCAGAUUGGCUCCCUGGGCAGCGCAGAGCGCUCCAUACGCACUGAGCUGGGCCAACUGCGCCAAGAGAAUGAGCUUCUGCAGAAUAAGUAAGUUGAGAUGCCAUUUAAUGGAUAAAAGGGGAUUACACCAGUGGUAUCAUUUUUCCAGGGGAUAUUACUUACUGUGCAUCAGUGUGUUCAUUGCCCUGCUUUUGUAGAAAUUACUACAAUGGAAAAAGAUUAAACCAUGUUAAUACUUGGUGCUCAACAGCUUUAAACUCGAGAGCUAAUUCCUGCUUGAAUGAUGUUUGCAACAUCAACCUGACAUGAAUAUUUAUGAACCAACUGGAUGGACCUCUCAAAUAGCUUCUUAACCCAUUAUAUUUGCCUGUACACUUGUAGGCUUCAUAACGCCGUGCAGGCAAAGCAAAAGGACAAGCAGGUAGUUGGCCAAUUGGAGAAGAAGCUCAAAGCAGAACAGGAGGCCCGAGCUACUGCUGAAAAACAGCUUUCAGAGGAAAAGAAGCGAAAGAAGAUAGAGGAGGCCACAGCAGCAAGAGCAGUAGCGCUGGCAGCAGCAUCCAGGUAAUCGCACAUCUUUGAGGUAGAGGGUACUCCUUCUACUUGUUGCUUGUUGUCAUUCAUGAAUCGCGCCACCAUAGACUGACCAUUUUUUUUGCCUUUUCUAUUUUCAGAGGGGAAUGCACGGACACGCUACGGCGGCGGAUCACUGAAUUAGAAACAGAGUGUAAAAAACUAACAAUGGACAUCAAGCUGAAGGAGGACCAGAUCAGAGAGCUUGAAUCUAAAGUUCAGGUAAUGUUUUUCAGUCAAGUGGAAAUGGAAAAAACAAAGAAUUUUACUGUGCUAUAAUAGAUAGAUAGAGAUUUAAUUGUUGGUGCAGAGUUUGCUAUUUGAAAAAUGUACUAUCUAGUCUUGUCAGUAGCCUCCAGACAUGACAUGUACUAUGUUUUGUCCACCAUCUCAGGAACUUCAUAAAUAUAAGGAGAAUGAAAAAGACACAGAGGUGCUCAUGUCGGCACUGUCAGCCAUGCAAGACAAGACACAGCACCUUGAGAACAGUCUGAGUGCAGAGACCAGGAUCAAACUGGACCUCUUCUCUGCUCUGGGAGAUGCCAAGAGGCAGCUUGAGAUUGCACAAGGUCAGCAUGAUUCCAAUUUAAAAAAGGGUUUGAAGGUGGUACUUGGAGUUCAAAAACACCUACAAAUUUGGCCACUGUUGUAAGGUUAUCCUUUUAUUUUGAACUAUCCUAUUUCUGUCUUAAAGGUCAGAUCCUGCAAAAGGACCAGGAGAUAAAAGAUCUGAAGCAGAAGAUAGCAGAAGUGAUGGCAGUUAUGCCCAGCAUCUCAUACACAGCCGACACCAGCAGCAUGACCCCCGUUGCCCCUCACUACUCCUCCAAAUUCAUGGACACCAAUCCCUCUGGCCUGGACCCCAACGCCUCUGUCUAUCAGCCACUGAAAAAGUGAACGCUUUGUCCUGCCCUAUCCCUUCCUCCAUCUUCCUGUCAGUUUAUUAUCCCCGCAGACCCACCACCUUCCAAUCUGCUCGGCAUAUUUGCAGCUGAGAAUUUUCUUUUUCUUGGGUUUUACUUUUCUCCACGCCAGGUCAGAAGGAUGUUGUGUUGUGUGACUGUAUUUGUUGUAGUUAAAACAAAAGACAAAAAAACAAAAAAACUUUAAUCAGACAUCACAUGUGAACUAGGAAGUCCCAUUUUUUUUUUCUCCCAAGUGUUAAGUGAAACCUCACAGAAUCAGGUAUGUAUCUUCAUCUCAAGGGUGUUGCAAUAUCUUUCCAUGAGAACCCCAGUGCAACAACCUGCAAUCAGUUCCCCUCGCUCAUUUGCCCUGGGAAACUUGUAAUGCUUUUAGGUUCAUCUUUUCUCUCGUAAAACUGCAAAACAGCGUUCUUUAUUUUUAUCAUACAGCCUUACUCAUUACCCAGUUCCUUUUGAAAGAUUGUUUUUCCUGAGGUAAUAACGGUAACAUCAGAACAACCAAAGGGAAUGUAGUGCAAAGUUGGCACAGAAUUUAACACCUGAUAUAUUUCAUUUAUAUUUUUGGACAUAUUGACCCUGCUUUCAGCUGUUUUUUUUUUUUUUGAGUUUGGGGUAAGUUCUGAAGGUUUGUUGUGUAGUUCCAUUUGUUCACUUGUUCAGAUUUAAGAGUUGUUUUCAACAAAUUUGAAAAUCUUGUGUUGUAAGAAGAAAGAGAGCCUCCGCACCUAAUUGACCCCAAGCAGUUUGUCUUUUUCAAUAUAACUGAAAAUACAAGUUAAGUUUCCCCGCUUAAAUAUUUAUUUUGAAUUGAAAGAGUGCAGCAAGAGGAGUCUGUGUUGUGUACCAGCGUCUGUGCAGGGCUCUUCAUACUCUUUCAUUAGUUGUCAUAAACACUGUGCCUUGAGUUAAAGACAUGGAAUGAGUUGAAUAACAGGAUCCAAUUGGCGUGACCCUUUUUGAAAGAGAAGACAAGUGUGUGGCUAUGCUAAAAAGGAUCAGAAUUUGACUUUAUACAGUAAGGGACAAAGUUGCCUUGGGAUGUUGAUGUGAUUUUUGGACUACCUGCUCUUAGGGAAUCGUGGUCAAAUGUGGGUGGCCUUGUUCCUCAUAUUGAAAACCUAAAACAAAUUUGAUAAAUACAGUAGACAGCACUGAGUCUGAGACAUUUCACCAUAGUCCUGUUAGCCUACUGUAAUUUAGUUGACAUGUUAGCCACCACAGAGUCUACUACAUACAGGUCUCCUGUUCAUUACAUGUCCACUCACAGCUCAACUCUUCUUUUGUUAGACUCCAAAUAUGUAGGUGCAACUGCAGCCCUAUCCUUUUUUUCCAAGUUAAAAGUUGCACUAUAUAAAAAAAAACACAAGCUGUUUGAAAGGGAAAACUGCAUAGACGGACUGUGCAAUGUAAACAUUUCAGAAAUGCCAAUUCUGUUAUAGUAGCCUAUUUUAUUUAGUUAAUCAUUCAGUUCCUGUGCCAAGAUUUAAAUGCUUUUUUUUCCAAGUAAUUUUCUCAUGAAUGUACUGCAAAUACAUUGGCCAACAUGUUUGUCAAAGAGCCAGUUGAAUAUGACUUGAUGGAAGUUUCUGUUAAGCAGGCAGAGAAAAUGGUUACCUGUUUGUAGUAGACUGUGUAGUUUAAAUUAAAGGACUAGAAAGUCAAUUUCUUUUGUGAAUGUUACAGUAUUUACAACUGUUGGGCAUGUGGCUGUUUAAAAUCCAUUUUCUUAACUUCCUGUUUCUGGUAUUGUUAUUUUUCUGCAGGGAGAAAUAUUGCUUAAGUCUGAUGUGGUUUCACCAUUAUCUGAGAUGGUCAAUGUUAUGCGUGUAAUUUUCACCUAUUGUAAAUGGAGAAGCUUUUUUUGGCUCAGAGUGCUGUCAUUGGCUCCUUGAAAAAAGUGAAAUUACAAAUUAGUCAGUUGUUUGGUCAACUGAUUGUUGAAAGCAUAGAGAAGUGUUUUGUUUGUUUUUUGUUUCUAUGCCCACAGUCACUGCUGUGUUUCUCCCCAGGUCUGACCUUGGCUGUGGUCUCGCUCUGUGAGGUUUACAAGGAAUAAACAUUUUUUCUCGCAAAUUGACUUUUCCUCCUCUGCUCCUACUUCAGCCAUUUCUCUAGACCUGUGGUUCUCAAGUCCAGUCCUCGAGGCCCACUGUCCUGCAUGUUUUGGAUGUUCUCCUGCUCCAACACACCUGAUUCAAAUGAUCAGCUCGUUAUCAAGCUCUGUAAUGGCUUAAUAACGAGCUAAUCAUUUGAAUUAGGUGUGUUGGAGCAAGGAAACAUCCAAAACAUGCAGGAUAGUGGGCCUCGAGGACUGGACUUGAGAACCAUUGCUCUAGAUAAAUAAAACAGCAUUAUAAUUACCACAUACAUAAUUUUUACAAGAGAGUUGAUUAAACUUUGAUCAGAAGUCUUUACAAACAAGAUCGUAACAGACCUAUCAAAGACCAGUGUUAUAUCUAGGCCUCCAUUGUUUACAGUUAUUUGAUUGUUUCUUCACUUUAUAGAAUUUCAAACUAAAAUAUCAGACUACACCAAAAUCACUGCUUGGACAGUCCACCAGCUUUAUAUUAGUGUGACAGUUUUUCUAAUUUCCUUUAUCCGAUCCAGUAAUGAUGAAAAAACUUGAGUAUAAAUGAAGUUAAACAAUAUCUAAUAUUGUAUUCUAUAGUAAUGUAAUACACAAGUAAAAGGGACAAAGCUUAAAACAUUUUAUUGCAUUGUAAAGCUGUUCAUAACUGGGUGCUACUGAUUAAAUGAAGACAUGCUUUUGUCACUAGGGGGCAGUGUCUAUGAAGUGUAGUUUGAGAGAACUUCUAUCCCCCAGGACUGAUUAUCAAACGUGAAGAACCACGUCAUUUUAUUUUUUGGACACCAGAAAAUCUAAUGCAGUUAUGUUUCUGCUGACUCCUUAUCAUGGUUUAGUAAAAGCAGUAUGACCAGUUCUCGUUAUCCAGCAGUUCUGUGUGACCAAUGGUGGCUAUCCAGUAGAACUGGAUUGGAAGGUAAAUGAAUCUGGUACAAAAACUGAAUAAUAUCAGAGGGUAAUUUGAUGUAUUAAAUGAAUAUGAAAGCCUAA
Xyrichtys novacula (pearly razorfish) is the source of this 15545-nucleotide messenger RNA. The record is from the annotation of a GenBank genome assembly. NCBI's taxonomy places the organism in Eukaryota, Metazoa, Chordata, Actinopteri, Labriformes, Labridae.